This is a messenger RNA of Nematolebias whitei (Rio pearlfish), 2701 nucleotides long. It is a transcript of the gene cop1, whose product is annotated as COP1 E3 ubiquitin ligase. The transcript has 20 exons. Gene Ontology annotation, molecular function: ubiquitin protein ligase activity; protein binding. Lineage: Eukaryota; Metazoa; Chordata; Actinopteri; Cyprinodontiformes; Rivulidae. The record is from RefSeq and is a predicted model, not a curated record. Gene Ontology annotation, biological process: proteasome-mediated ubiquitin-dependent protein catabolic process. The coding region runs from base 131 to 2230 and encodes 699 amino acids.
AGGAUGCUAGCACACCAGCGAGCAAGCUAAUGUGCUAAAGCAGGCAAACGGUAACGCUGUAGCCUGUACGGAUGCUUUGAGGAGAGACGCAGCGGGUUUUGGUGGAGUUUUUAAGUCGGUCCCUUGCGUGAUGUCAAGCAGCCGGCAGCAGCAAAGCGGUGGGGGGGCAAGUUCGGUGCCUAGCCCCAGUAGCAGCGGCACCGGGGGCAGUGGAAGCACCUCCGUAACUAGUAAUGGGAAUUCUUCGGGAAAUGUUGUGCCCACAUCCCGGACUUUGGCAGCAGCCGGCGAGGGAGGCUCGUCGGUGCCAACCGCGAUGCCGCCGUCCCGGUCCGGGUUUGUUCCUCAGGGCAGACCGACCGGAAGCAGCAGGAAGAGGUCCCUCCAUCAAGCACCUUUAUACAACGGCCUCUCCAACUCAUACGAGGAUAAAAGCAACGACUUUGUCUGUCCAAUUUGCUUCGAAAUGAUCGAGGAAGCUCACAUGACAAAGUGCGGCCACAGCUUUUGUUUCAAGUGUAUUCGCCAGAGCUUGGAGGACAGCAAUCGGUGUCCCAAGUGUAACUAUACUGUUGACAGCGUGGAUCAGCUGUUUCCAAACUUUCUUGUAAAUGAACUGAUCCUUAAACAGAAACAAAGGUCAGAGGAGAAGCGGCUGAAGUUAGAACCUCAUAACUGGUCUCCGUGGCAGGUCUUCCAGGAUAUCUUGAAUCCCGAUCAGGAGAACAUGGACCUCGCAAACGUCAACCUGAUGUUGGAACUUCUGGUUCAGAAGAAGAAGCAGCUGGAGGCGGAAUCCCAAGCAGCUCAAAGACAGAUCCUCAUAGAGUUUCUGAAAGAAGCCAGGAGAAACAAGAGAGAGCAGUUGGACCAACUACAGAAAGAGCUCAACUUCCUCGAAGAAGACAUCAAACGAGUCGAGGAAAUGAGUGGGAUUUAUUCUCCAAUAAUAGAGGCGGAGUGUACAGUGCCUAACGUCGAGGCUCCCUCUCCAGCCACCAGUAGAAUGAUGGAGCCAACCAAUUACAACCAGCCUCCAGGGUUCGGUGCAACAACCUCGGGGAAGCGGCAGACCUGGUACAACAGCACUCUGGCGUCAAGAAGAAAGAGACUGACGGCUCAUUUUGAGGAUCUGGAACAGUGUUACUUUUCUAACAAGAUGUCUCGCAUCACAGAUGAAGGCAGGAACCUGAACCAGCUGGACGAUUUUAUGGAGUGUUUGUCUAAAUUCACUCGGUACAACAACGUGAGGCCACUGGCCACACUUUCCUAUGCCAGUGAUCUGUAUAACGGUUCCAGUAUUGUCUCUAGUAUCGAGUUUGACCGUGAUUGCGACUACUUUGCUAUUGCUGGGGUGACCAAGAAGAUCAAGGUUUUUGAAUAUGGAACGGUCAUCCAGGAUGCUGUGGACAUCCACUACCCUGUCAACGAAAUGACCUGCAAUUCCAAAAUCAGCUGUAUCAGCUGGAGCAGUUAUCACAAAAACCUUCUGGCCAGUAGUGAUUAUGAAGGCACCGUAAUCUUGUGGGACGGCUUCACUGGACAGAGGUCUAAAGUCUACCAGGAACAUGAAAAAAGAUGUUGGAGUGUGGACUUUAAUUUAAUGGACCCCAAGCUCUUAGCCUCUGGUUCUGAUGAUGCUAAAGUGAAGUUGUGGUCAACCAAUCUUGACAACUCGGUGGCUAGUAUCGAGGCCAAAGCUAACGUUUGCUGUGUUAAAUUCAGCCCAACCUCCAGAUAUCAUCUGGCCUUUGGAUGUGCAGACCACUGCGUCCACUACUACGACCUACGCAACACUAAGCAGCCAAUCAUGGUGUUCAAAGGCCACAGGAAGGCCGUGUCCUACGCCAAGUUUGUAAAUGGAGAAGAGAUUGUUUCUGCGUCGACAGAUAGCCAGCUGAAGUUGUGGAAUGUCAACAAACCUCACUGCUUGCGCUCCUUCAAGGGCCAUAUCAACGAGAAGAACUUUGUUGGGCUGGCAUCCAAUGGAGACUAUGUUGCCUGUGGCAGUGAGAACAACUCCUUGUAUCUGUACUACAAAGGACUUUCCAAGACGCUGUUAACGUUCAAGUUUGACACGGUAAAGAGUGUCCUGGACAAGGACAAGAAGGAAGACGACACCAAUGAGUUUGUCAGUGCCGUCUGCUGGAGGGCCCUGCCAGAUGGAGAGUCAAACGUUCUCAUCGCUGCAAACAGUCAAGGAACAAUCAAGGUACUUGAGCUUGUCUGAGUGAGGACCUCCUCAUCUGAGCAGAUGUUCGAACCACCAUCAGCCUUUCUGCGUGGUUGAAGGAUUAUUCAAAUGCAGGGAGACCUCGGGGUGCCUGCUGAGCACUGGGAGAGCUGAAUAAACAGAUUUUAUUUUUCUCGAGCUACACGCAUCUUUUUCUUUUAUUUUUUCUGGACAGUAGAACAGACUGGACUGGAGCAUCAGCAUCGCAGGAGAGAAUGUGCUGCAGUUUUACCACAACAAUAAUAGGACCAAGCUUGGGCAUAAAGCCAAAAAAAGACUUUGGAGAAAUAUAAAUAUAUAUAUUUUUUUCCUGCAGCAGCAUUAUAUCGGCUACAAUAAAACACCUCUUUAUUGUUUUAGGUUGAAUCAAAUCUUAUACUUUUUAAAAAAAAUUGAGAUAUUUCUUGAUGGUACAUCCAGCCAAAUGUUACCUGUUUGAUUCUUUUUAAAGGCCAAAGCACAAACCAA